GGGUCUAGUGUCGCGAUGUGCCUACAGAGAAGUGUUAGGUCUGCAGCGCCCUCGGUCUCCAGUUUGGAUGGAAUUUGGGAACCCCGAAGCCACCAUUUUAGAAUCGGGCUUGGAACGGGCUAAAAACACCCACGUCCCAGACCCAGCUAAUGCUCCGCCCUCCACUCCUGGGGUCCGGAAGCGGACGUGAUGGAUACGGAAGUAGACUGCUGUUGCCGAGGGGACGGGACGGGCAGAUGCCAACAUGGCAGCGGUUGGGGUUGGCGGAUCCACCGCGGCGACCGGGCCAGGGGCCGUGUCCGCUGGCGCGCUGGAGCCUGGGUCCGCCACAGCGGGUAAUGUGAAGCACCUGGCUCUCUUCCUCCACGAGGCUGUGCUGGUGCAGUAUGUGGACACACUGAAGCUCGCCGUGCCCUCUCUCAUCUAUACCUUGCAGAAUAACCUCCAGUAUGUUGCCAUCUCCAACCUGCCAGCCGCCACUUUCCAGGUGACCUAUCAGCUCAAGAUCCUGACUACAGCGUUGUUCUCCGUGCUCAUGUUGAACCGCAGCCUCUCACGCCUGCAGUGGGCCUCCCUGUUGCUGCUCUUCACCGGUGUGGCGAUUGUCCAGGCACAGCAGGCUGGUGGCGGUGGCCCACGGCCACUAGAUCAGAAUCCCGGGGCAGGACUAGCAGCUGUGGUGGCCUCCUGUCUCUCUUCAGGAUUCGCAGGGGUAUACUUUGAGAAGAUCCUCAAAGGCAGCUCAGGUUCCGUGUGGCUGCGGAACCUACAGCUAGGCCUCUUUGGCACAGCGCUGGGCCUGGUGGGGCUCUGGUGGGCUGAGGGCACUGCUGUGGCCCGUCGAGGCUUCUUCUUUGGGUACACACCUGCUGUGUGGGGUGUGGUACUAAACCAAGCCUUUGGCGGGCUAUUGGUGGCCGUUGUUGUCAAGUAUGCUGACAACAUCCUCAAGGGCUUUGCCACCUCCCUGUCGAUUGUGCUGUCCACUGUUGCCUCCAUUCGCCUCUUUGGCUUCCACCUGGACCCAUUAUUUGCCCUGGGCGCUGGGCUCGUCAUUGGUGCCGUCUACCUCUACAGCCUUCCCCGAGGUGCAGUCCAAGCCAUAACUUCUGCUUCUGCCUCUGCCUCCGGGCCCUGCAUUCACCAGCAGCCUCCUGGGCAGCCACCACCACCGCAGCUGUCUUCUCGAGGAGACCUCAUCACGGAGCCCUUCCUGCCAAAGUCAGUGCUGGUGAAGUGAGAGCUGGUGGUGGUUGGGAGAGCUGGGGCGGGGGGUGGGGGUUGGGUUUGAGGGGGUUGAGCUUCUGAUGGUCCAGAGUUGUUGCCAGGCCUGACUUGUGGGGUUGGAGGGCUUUUUUUUUUCUCCCACACUUCUAGAGGGAUAUGGAAGUAGGGCUGAAUGUCACAUGAACCCUUCCUGGUAGAUGGACUCCCCUCUCCUGAAGGAGCUGCUUCCUUUGCCCCAGGCUAUCCUCUUUGGGAACAGGGUUGGGGUACCGCUAUUCCCGGCUUUCCCUCGUGACCCUCUGCUGGAAAUGUCCUGUCUCUCAUGCCUGGGACAGUUCAUCCCAGCCAUCCUACAGACUGGACAAAAGCCCAGCAGUUCUUCAGUAACGACUAAUGACUACUCGUGGGGUUCCAUUUCCUAUUGUAUGAGGCCUUCUCUCGUGCACCAUUACCCUGGAUCAUGUCAACAGCUUGGGCUCUGCUGUGGCUUUGGGGCAGUUUCCCUGGUACAGAGACCCUUGAAGAUCGGCCUUUUGUAAGUGCCUGGAGUGAGGACAGAGGCACAAGCUGAGAAUUGGGCAGCAGUUCAUCUUGGGGAAGGUGCAAUAAGCACCGUUCACUUUUUAAUAGUUGGGGCAUUUGUGAUAAUCAGAUUAAUGAUCCAGAGUGUUGGGAAAAUGGGAAGGGGAGAUCUUUGAAGUGACUGAAUCUUGUGUAAUUGAAGAGACAGAAAUGAAGGAUUAUGUUCUGGGACAUCCAGAGAGGAAAAAUAAAGCUGCCAAUGCACUUUCACAGCCCCAUUGGCUGUUUAAACACCCUUACUUCAUGGCGGGUAUCAGAAUUGAUGAAUUGUGGAACCUGCACCCCUGCGCUCCCCAAAGCUUACUAACUCCUUAACUGUAUCCAAGAUGUGUGUGUGUGUGUGUGUGUGUGUGUGUAUGCGUGUGUAUGUGUGUGUGCGCGCACACAUAAAUACACGCAUGGAAGGUGCCUGGGCUGUCUUUGCUAUAUGUAAAUAGGACCAUUGGAUCUUUAUUUUUGAUUAAUUUGUUCUGAUUUGGGGGGGGUGUUGUUUUCUAAGGAACUGUAAUGAACAUGUCAGGAUACCCAAUGCCAAAUAAAGAUGUUGUAUUUAUUUA
Messenger RNA from Mesocricetus auratus (golden hamster), 2366 nucleotides. It is a transcript of the gene Slc35a2, whose product is annotated as solute carrier family 35 member A2. Gene Ontology annotation, molecular function: UDP-galactose transmembrane transporter activity. The coding region runs from base 245 to 1240 and encodes 331 amino acids. Gene Ontology annotation, cellular component: Golgi membrane. Lineage: Eukaryota; Metazoa; Chordata; Mammalia; Rodentia; Cricetidae. The record is from RefSeq and is a predicted model, not a curated record. The transcript has 3 exons. Gene Ontology annotation, biological process: pyrimidine nucleotide-sugar transmembrane transport.